UGAGCUACAACUUCCUCCAUCGCAACCACAUCAACAAUUAACCUCUCUAGCUAGCUCCCUAAUCUCAUGGCCGGCGUUUGGGUGUUCAAGAAUGGUGUGGUGCGGCUGGUUGAGAACACAUCCGGCACCGAGCAGCCAUCAACGGCGAGGCGCAAGGUCCUCGUCUUCACCCCCACCAAUGAGGUGAUAGGCUCUUAUGCCUCCCUUGAACAUAGGCUGAUGGCUUUGGGUUGGGAGCGCUAUUACGAGGACCCGGACCUCCUCCAGUUCCACAAGCGCUCCUCGCUCGACCUCAUCUCCCUCCCGAUUGACUUUGCCCGUUUCAAGUCCAUCCAUAUGUACGACAUCGUUGUCAAGAAUCGUGACUCUUUCAGAGUCAUUGACAUGUAGCAAUACUUUCGAGUGUUCUACUAUCUGAGCAAUAAAAGCGACCGCCCGAAGAAAUAUGAAAGACUGCCUAUAUGUAUGUGUGACAAUGUUUUGAUGCUGUGAAACCUAUCAAUGUAACUGUUUUUGCUUAUCUAUCCAAGUUAAUGAAAGAUGAUGUGCAACCAUGGAUUAGUUUGAAGUCCUUAUCGAAGGCGGG
This is a messenger RNA of Zingiber officinale, 586 nucleotides long. Its product is annotated as flowering-promoting factor 1-like protein 1. Bases 67 to 390 code for a protein of 107 amino acids. Lineage: Eukaryota; Viridiplantae; Streptophyta; Magnoliopsida; Zingiberales; Zingiberaceae. The record is from RefSeq and is a predicted model, not a curated record. Gene Ontology annotation, biological process: regulation of flower development. The transcript has a single exon.